This is a messenger RNA of Malus domestica (apple), 1434 nucleotides long. RefSeq names its product protein LATERAL BRANCHING OXIDOREDUCTASE 1-like. Lineage: Eukaryota; Viridiplantae; Streptophyta; Magnoliopsida; Rosales; Rosaceae. The record is from RefSeq and is a predicted model, not a curated record.
CGAGAUUUCCAUUGUUUUGAAUAUUUAAUCAAAUAUAUCACCUACAUUUCUAUACCAGCAUAAUUUUAUAUGCAAAGAGUUGAAUACGUCGACCAUUAUAUAGAGAUGAUAAAUACUUAAACAGGAUAAAGCUCUUUCAUUUGUUUUCUUCCAAGUUGAUGUGCUUUCCAAGAAGUGAAAGCCAUGAACGCAGAUCAUUAAGUUGCAGCUCAAAUUCCAAAACCUUGCUAAGAUGGAGUUAUUAGGAUCUAAAACUGUCCAAGAGGUACUCAUCCAAGGGGAACAGGUGCCAGAUAAAUAUAUCCGUAAAGUUGAAGAUGGUGGAGUCCGAGUCCCAGUCCCAGAUGCUUCUGCUGCCCAGUUGAUGGAUGUUCCAGUCAUUGAUCUUGCUCUUCUCGCAGCUUCUUCAAUCACUUCAGAUGAACUUGAGAAAUUCAGAUCAGCUCUUGCCACAUGGGGUUGCUUCCAGGUAAUAAACCACAGUAUGUCGCCGGAAUUCCUAGACGAGGUCCGAGAGAUUACAAAACAGUUUUUUGCACUUCCAGUUGCAGAUAAGAAGAAAUACUUGAGACAAGUCAACGACAUUCAAGGAUAUGGAAACGACAUGGUUUUUUCAGAGCAACAAACACUAGAUUGGUCUGAUAGACUAUACCUUUCUGUGUAUCCACAAGACAACCGUAAGCUCAAAUUUUGGCCCAAAAAUCCGGACUCUUUUAGCCGGACUUUAGACCAAUAUGCCAUGGAGUUACAAGUGGUAACAAAAACUAUCCUCAAGGCCAUGACAAGGUCAUUGGAUUUGGAGGACAAUUGCUUUUCCGACCUAUAUGGUGAACAAGGGAAAAUGGCUAUCAGAUUUAACUUUUAUCCUCCAUGUCCAAGGCCUGAUCUCGUCCUUGGUCUCAAACCACACGCAGACGGAACACUAAUCACCCUUGUCUUGCAAGAUAAGGAAGUUGAAGGUCUUCAAUUUCUUAAAGGCGAUCACUGGUUUCGAGCUCCCAUUGUUCCUGACGCGCUUCUCAUGAAUAUCGGUGAUCAAGUAGAGAUAUUGAGCAAUGGAAUAUUCAAGAGUCCUGUACACAAGGUGGUGACAAAUCCAGACAAGGAGAGGAUAUCUUUGGCGGCCUUCUGCAUGCCAGAGUCGAACAAAGAGAUUGAACCUUUUGAAAGGUUGGUCGAUGAGUCAAGACCAAGAUUGUACAAAAAGGUGACCAAUUAUGAUGGCAUCUAUUUCGAAUACUAUCAGCAAGGGAGGAGACCAAUUGAAGCAGCGAGAUUAUAGCGUGUAACAUUACUCCCUCGAAUAAAACUUAUAGUUGUCGAGAUGUUUCGUCUAGUUUACUAAGAAAACGAAAGUAUGGCUCAAACCCUCUUGAACCAAAAACUCGUACCAUCUUGUAAAUUCGAGUGGUUGAAAGUUGAAGUUGAAGCUUA